AUGUUCUACCAAGCUGCCCCACACGAAGUCUUUAAGGUUGCGGCAGGUAGUCCGUCAAUCAAUCAGGCAAAUACUCCGACCAGGCCGUUGCCGAUGAACAGCAUGAGAAGUAUCUCUCGUUCCAGGAGCCCUGAUAGAAAUUACCUAGACACUCAUGUCAUAACCAACACCGCCGACUUCGCUAUUACCCUUGAGGAUAACGACGAGCUCGAAAAAUGUACGAUAUUAUCCAUCACUUGGGUUAAAGCGCUAGCUUCACCUCUAUCUCAUGAAUACAUCCAAUUCAUCGUUCACAGCAGUGAUACCGGGAAACGACAUCGUUUGGUAGCAGAAAGGUCCGAUAUUGGCGAUUUAGUGACUGUUGGUUGGGACUGGUCGUCUGGAAAUUAUGCAUCGCAUCACCAUGUCUUGCCCUUGCCACUCUUAACAUUAUCUUACGAAGAUUUGCCGACAGACAAACCACCAACAAUAAAGCAAUUUGCAAACAUCCUACACGAAACGUCCGAGAUUCGACCUUACAACCUGAUGCGGGAGAUGUGCUGGUGGUAUGCGGAAAAGGUCUUCGUCGAAACCUCGCGAAAAUUUCCAGACACGAGAGUCAAGCAGUGGCCAUUUGCGAAUCUGAGAUACAGCUUCGUGGUCAGAUCUGAAUGGAUCAGAAGGCCAGCACUAGCAGAUGCAGCCGAGAAAUUCCGCGUGAUGAACGUUCAAAAAUUGGCGUACUGA
Lithohypha guttulata is the source of this 726-nucleotide messenger RNA. RefSeq lists its product as uncharacterized. The transcript has a single exon. The record is from RefSeq and is a predicted model, not a curated record. Lineage: Eukaryota; Fungi; Ascomycota; Eurotiomycetes; Chaetothyriales; Trichomeriaceae. Bases 1 to 726 code for a protein of 241 amino acids.